Leptopilina boulardi is the source of this 1435-nucleotide messenger RNA. Its product is annotated as DNA primase small subunit-like. The record is from RefSeq and is a predicted model, not a curated record. Gene Ontology annotation, cellular component: alpha DNA polymerase:primase complex. Gene Ontology annotation, biological process: DNA replication, synthesis of primer. The coding region runs from base 156 to 1310 and encodes 384 amino acids. The transcript has 6 exons. Lineage: Eukaryota; Metazoa; Arthropoda; Insecta; Hymenoptera; Figitidae.
UUUUGUCGCCCCCUUGUGAUUGAAUGUUGUAACGCAAUUUGUAAACAAAAACAAAGUUUUAAUAAAAGUAAAAGUAUUAUAUAUUAAUUUAAAAAAUUUAAAUAAUGUGUAAUUGAAUAGUUAUUACUGAAAAAAAAGAAAAGAAAUCUUUAAAAAUGACUGAUGGUCAACGAUUGUUUUAUUAUCAGGAUCUUUUUCCUUUUGAAGAUUGUUGUCGAUGGCUUAGUUAUUGUAAUGGAUACAUUUUGUCUCUCCGUGAAUUUACAUUAAGCAAAGACGAUAAGCCAAAACCGAGAAAUUCAUCAUUUCAUAAUGCACUUGAAAUGAAAAUAAAUGCAAAGCGAAUUUGUCCAAAAAGAAUUGAUGUCGGUGCAAUUUAUAAUUUAUCACCUCGUCUGGUUGAAAAAAAAUUAUUCAACUUUUUUGUAACACAAAGGGAAAUGAUAUUUGAUAUUGAUAUUUCCGAUUACACAGAUGUGAGAAAUUGUUGCAGUGAAUCGGGAAUUUGCCGAAAAUGUUGGAAAUAUAUGGCAACUGCUUGUAAAAUUUUAGAUACAACCUUAAGGGAUGAUUUUGCAUUUAAACAUAUUUUAUGGAUUUAUUCGGGAAAUCGUGGAAUUCACUGUUGGAUUUGUGAUGAGAAUGCGCGAAAAUUACGAAUCGAUGAUAGAAGAGCAAUUGCUUGUUAUUUGCAAAUUGUCAAACCCGGUGCAUUUAAUGCUAAAAGAGUUAAAUUAAAUGGAAAACCACAUCAUUCAAUUAAAAGAGCUUUGGAAAUAAUUGAAGAAAAUUUCGUGGAUAUUUGUAUUGUGGAGCAAAAUUAUCUUGGAACACAGGAGGGUAUUGAAAAAUUUUUAAAAACAUUUUUAUUAAAUUGCAAUAAAGAAAUGAGGGAAAAUUUGAGAGAGAUUUUUCAAAAAUAUAAAACCUCUUUAGAAAGAUGGAUUGUUUUUGAAAAUUUUAUAAAGGAAACAAACGAAUGGGAAAAUAAUUUUGAAAUUGAAGAAAUAAAGUUACAAUUUCUCUAUCCAAGAAUUGAUGAUCCCGUUACAACGGAUAUGAGACAUUUAUUGAGAUUACCAUUUAGUCCACAUAAUAAAACAAAUAAAAUUUGUCUACCCUUUGAUCCAAAAAAAGUCGAUGAUUUUGAUCCAUUAACAUCGCCGGAUUAUUCAUCAUUAUAUAAGGAACAACAAUUUAAAAAUGAUGGUAUAAAUGAAAAUUUAGAAAAUUUGGAAAAAUUUCAACAAUCAAUUUCUAUUUUUCAUGAAUUUGUCAAUAAUCUCGAGAAAUAUGAACAAAGUUCGUAAAAAAAAAAACCAAUAAGAAGAUUCAAUCAAAUUUCUCUAUUGGAGAAGCAAAAAAAAAAAAAAAAUUUUUUUCACAACGAAAUAAAAGAGAAACAAUUUUAAUAAAAUUUUUAUUUUAAUUUCAA